AUGACCCAUCCAGAUUUCCCCGCAAGAUUAGUUGAUUUGACCUUGAACGACUCGACUCAUCACCCUUCCCUGUAUGCCACGCUGAAGUCGAUUCGCAAGUCCACCCUCUCAAUUCCAAAUCGCCUUACCUCCAUUCUUGCUGACGCCAAAUUUGUCAAAACAAUAUCCCAGCAAUACAACUUGCCGCUGGUCGCCAACGAGCGUUGUGGUAGCUGGUACAUCGACCCGACUGAUAAAAUCGGCAGUACGUAUUUCAAAAGUACAGAUGGCCACCACGGACAAUGGGACUUUUCUCCGCGCAGGCUCAAUCUGCAGCUUCUUCCGAUCCUAGCCGCUUAUGGCGGUGCAAUCGUGGUCGACUCAACUCGUCGUGGCAAGAAUCUGCCGGAUGCAUUCAGCAAGACUGUACCAAUAUGGGCCGCAGUUAUCAAUAAAGCACUGUUCCCUGAAAUACCUUCAGCGCACAGGCUUCAGGCUCCACCUCCACCAAAUGACCUAGGUCCGUCAGAGAUAUCGCAGAUCGAAGCCCGGCUUGAAGGCUUUACGAAGACUUUCACCAAACUAGGGCUAGACUUAGAACACUUGCGGAAGCAGCUGGGGCGUCCUGUGCGGCUAACCUGGGUGAUCAACGGCUAUCCUGGUGUUGAGCGUGGCGACGAAGCAAACCUGCCCCUCUCAAGCUCAAGCUCUGCACUCGAGCACUCACACAACCUUGUGCUCUGCUCCGCCUCUCGUCGCGUUCGUGGUGCCGAAAGCUCGGAAGCUGGGUACAUCCAAGGUGCCGGUGAUGACAGCGAAGGAUGGUCGCACGGACUCACUGCUGAACUCUUCUGGGGACAUAGAGAGCGGUUAAUGGAGACUCCAGAAGAUGAACUCCCUGCUCUGAUCGAGGCAUUACUUGAAGAAGAAAAUGAAGAGCGUGGCACAGAGAUUGCGGUUACGAGAAUCCUUCCAACCUCCAACAUUUAUAUCGCAGUUGGCUCCGUCACGAGCUUGGAUGGUUUCGACCUGAUUGUCAAUUGUCAAGGCGACGAAGGAGGCUCAAUGUCAAAGGUCCUUUGGUUAAACUGUCACAAUGGCAAACUCGGGAGCAAAGACCUUCGCGAAAAGCUUCCUGGCGUCAUCAGUGUCAUCAGCAAUCAGCUCUGCAAGCAUCCCCAAAGCAAGAUACUGAUCACUUGCUCAACUGGCAAAGAUCUUAGUGUCGGUGUUGCAGUCACGAUUUUGUGUUUGUGCUACGACGACGAAGGCCAUUUGCGAGAGGUUGAUGGCCGGUUGCGCGUCGAGAAAGAACUUGUUAGGCGAAGGCUAGUCUGGAUCAUCUCCUCCAAACAGGAUGCAAACCCGUCGAGAGCGACACUGCAAGCCGUGAAUUCUUUCUUGAUGCAACGUCCGGACUGA
This is a messenger RNA of Fonsecaea multimorphosa CBS 102226, 1401 nucleotides long. RefSeq lists its product as uncharacterized. Gene Ontology annotation, molecular function: tRNA adenosine(64)-2'-O-ribosylphosphate transferase activity. The transcript has 2 exons. The record is from RefSeq and is a predicted model, not a curated record. Gene Ontology annotation, biological process: charged-tRNA amino acid modification. NCBI's taxonomy places the organism in Eukaryota, Fungi, Ascomycota, Eurotiomycetes, Chaetothyriales, Herpotrichiellaceae. Bases 1 to 1401 code for a protein of 466 amino acids. Gene Ontology annotation, cellular component: cytoplasm.